UGUGGGUGGAACAGGACCCCCAAGCCGCCUCAGCCCGCCGCGGAGAUGGAUGACGAACCCGAGCGGACCAAGCGCUGGGAAGGAGGCUACGAAAGAACAUGGGAAAUUCUUAAAGAAGACGAAUCCGGGUCGUUGAAAGCAACCAUCGAUGAUAUCCUCUUCAAGGCAAAGAGGAAAAGACUCUAUGAACACCAUGGACAAGUUCGACUUGGAAUGAUGCGUCACCUUUAUGUGGUUGUUGAUGGAUCAAGAACGAUGGAGGACCAAGACUUAAAACCGAACAGACUUACUUGCACUUUGAAGUUACUGGAAUAUUUUGUUGAAGAGUACUUUGACCAAAAUCCCAUUAGUCAGAUUGGCUUAAUUGUAACCAAGAGUAAAAGAGCUGAAAAAAUGACAGAACUCUCAGGAAACUCAAAGAAGCACGUGACUGCUCUGAAGAAAGCAGUGGAUAUGAACUGCAGUGGAGAGCCUUCUCUAUAUAAUUCCCUAAAUUUGGCCAUGCAGACUUUAAAGCACAUGCCAGGACAUACAAGCAGAGAGAUUUUGGUAGUCUUCAGCAGCCUGACGACAUGUGAUCCAGCCAACAUCUAUGAUCUAAUUAAGUGUUUAAAAGCAGUUAAGAUCAGAGUAUCUGUCAUCGGCCUAAGUGCUGAAGUUCGAGUCUGUACAGUACUUGCCCGAGAAACUGGUGGAACAUACCACGUGAUUUUAGAUGAAAGUCAUUUUAAGGAACUGCUGAUGCAUCACGUUAGUCCUCCACCUGCCAGUUCGAGUUCUGAGUGUUCCCUUAUUCGAAUGGGUUUUCCUCAGCAUACUAUUGCUUCCCUGUCUGAUCAGGAUGCAAAGCCUUCCUUUAGCAUGGUGCAAUUGGAAAACAACAGUGAGCCCAGUCUCACACUGGGUGGAUAUUUUUGUCCCCAGUGCAGAGCCAAAUACUGUGAGCUUCCUGUGGAAUGCAAAAUCUGUGGUCUUACACUAGUGUCUGCACCUCACCUGGCUCGGUCAUACCAUCAUUUGUUUCCUUUGGAUGCUUUUCAGGAAGUUCCACUGGAAGAAUACAAGGGGGAACGGUAUUGUCAAGGCUGUCAGGGAGAAAUGAAAGAUCAAAAUGUUUACAUAUGUAAAGUGUGUCAGAAUGCAUUUUGUGUGGAAUGCGACCUGUUUGUCCAUGAUUCUCUGCACUGCUGUCCUGGCUGUAUUCACGAGCAUCCUGCUCCCAUAUCUAUAUGACACCAUAUCUUUGAGAAAUUGUUUUAUUUAUGUCACUCUUGCAUGAAUUUUUUUUUGUUCAGACAUUUUUAUUUUUUUUUCAUUCAGACAGUUUUGUUUAUUCAGACAUUAUUUUAACUGACACAUCUCAGAGCAACAAGAUGGUUAAAGAGGGAUGAUGUGCUGGUUUAAAGGUAAACCAGCAGGGGAAAUGAACUCAACUCAAAAGAGAGAUUAUAAGUCAGAAUAACAAUUUAAUAAAAUAAUACAAUAAAUA
Molecule: messenger RNA, 1489 nt
Organism: Chiroxiphia lanceolata (lance-tailed manakin)
Lineage: Eukaryota; Metazoa; Chordata; Aves; Passeriformes; Pipridae
Product: general transcription factor IIH subunit 2
Exons: 16
Coding region: 46-1233 (395 amino acids)
Biological process (GO): regulation of transcription by RNA polymerase II; nucleotide-excision repair; DNA-templated transcription
Cellular component (GO): transcription factor TFIIH core complex; transcription factor TFIIH holo complex
Molecular function (GO): zinc ion binding
Source: RefSeq, a predicted model, not a curated record